AUUCGCUAGAAGUUCCAGCGCUCGGUCUCGUAAUUAGCGAUGGAAUCCCGCGACCUGAAACUGGUUAUCGAUACCAGCUCGCUCCUGUAUCCCCGCGAACUGCAAAGUUUCCAAAAUCUUGUCCGGCAGUCAGUUUGGAUCUAUUUACCCGCUAUUGUACUGGCGGAGCUCAAGAAACUCAAACGUGACCCAAGAACCCGACGGGGUGCUACGAACGCUUUGAACUACAUUGAGUCUGUGGCGGGAUCGGGAGGUUCUGUCCACAUCCAGUCUCCAGAGGACUGCAUUCGGCUGCUGCGAACAUUCUAUCCGCCGCGCGGGAGUGACUGUUAUCUCGAUGACUAUCCGUCACCCUGCGAUAACCUGAUCCUGCUGUAUGCACUGGAGCUGCGCCAUACCGCCCGUGAUCCUGUAUGGCUCAUCACGCAAGAUCAACAGUUGCGGGCCCGCGCCACUCGCAGCGGCCUGCAAUGCGUGGAUAUGUCAACCGCGCAAAUGGCGCUAGAAGUGGAGCGCUACGAUCAUCACUGUCCAAAGGGCAACGAUUACCAUGUGUGGACCUCAGGCAAGGAUUGCAGCUGCCAGAAUAUAGUCACGGUACAAUUCCCUCGGAGCGGAGUUGAGUUUUGGGCGGAGAGUGAGCGUCGACGCGAUAUGGCGUACCAGGAUGUUGUAGAGCACCGAGGAGAUUUUGGUCGCACCGGAUUGCGACGCUUUGCUCCUUAUGAUCCGCCUGCUGAGGAUUCUCGGCGCGCUUCUUGCGAGGAUUUGUCCGGUAUAACGUGGACACAUGGGCUAAUUAUGACUGGGCAGCCGCGUCGCGCCGCUUGCAGCGUUUUGUCCCGUUCGACCUGGAUUUCUGGAAAGGGAACAAUAACCGCCAGCCGCUGAGGAUCCGCACUCCGUCGCCGCCUCCUGUUCAUGAUCCGGCAGCGCUCGACCGCCUCCUCACGUUCCGGGAUAUAUUGUGUCCUCUCUUCGCUCUUUUCUUCGUCUCAGUCGUCUGUAUGUUUCGUGAAGCACCCGAA
Messenger RNA from Paramacrobiotus metropolitanus, 1028 nucleotides. RefSeq lists its product as uncharacterized. The transcript is spliced from 2 exons. The coding region runs from base 40 to 891 and encodes 283 amino acids. Lineage: Eukaryota; Metazoa; Tardigrada; Eutardigrada; Parachela; Macrobiotidae. The record is from RefSeq and is a predicted model, not a curated record.